Gaeumannomyces tritici R3-111a-1 is the source of this 1425-nucleotide messenger RNA. RefSeq lists its product as hypothetical. Gene Ontology annotation, biological process: spermidine transport; spermine transport; transmembrane transport. Gene Ontology annotation, molecular function: spermidine transmembrane transporter activity; spermine transmembrane transporter activity. Bases 1 to 1425 code for a protein of 474 amino acids. The record is from RefSeq and is a predicted model, not a curated record. The transcript is spliced from 5 exons. NCBI's taxonomy places the organism in Eukaryota, Fungi, Ascomycota, Sordariomycetes, Magnaporthales, Magnaporthaceae.
AUGACCGAGCUAUCGCAAAGGCCGGGUGCGUCCGCAACCGGGCCCUCGACUCCCAACUCGGAAGGCAGCUCCGGAGAAGUCGGGAGAAAGCUUCAGACUGAUGGAAACGAGUCUAGCAUUUAUAGCGGAAGCGUCCAUGGCCAACCAGGAACCGUACAAAGCCACCAGAGAGUCGUGGAGGCGGUGCAAAAGGAGAUGCCAGGCUGGGACUGGGACUCGGAUCCGAUAAACCCUUUCAACUGGCCGAGAAGUAGGAAACUGGGUCAAGUAUGGAUGGCCGCUUCUGUGAGCCUUGCUGCGACGUUCGGCACAUCCAUCAUCACCCCCGGCCGUGGCCAACUGAUGCAAGAGUAUGGCGUGUCCGGCACCGUGGCCAUCCUGCCGCUUUCCCUGUACGUGCUCGCCCUCGCCCUCGGCCCCAUCGUCGGCGGGCCGCUCUCCGAGACGGUGGGUAGGUACCCCGUGUAUAUGGCCUCCACGCCGCUGGGCGUCGUCUUCACCGUCGGCGCGGGCCUCUGCCCAACCUUCGCCGGCGUCUGCGCCCUCCGGUUCCUCGCCGGCUUCUGCGUCGCGCCCUCGCUCGCCAUCGUCGCCGGCGUGCUGAGCGAGACGUUCCGCCCGGCCGAGCGCGGCCUGCCCUCGACCGUCUUCCUCCUGAUGACCUUCAUGGGCCCCGGCGUCGCGCCCGUCGUCGGGUCCUUCGUGGUCCAGCGCCAGGGCUGGCGCUGGUCCCAGUGGGUCCUGGCGCUCUUCCUCGGCUUCGGCCUGGCCGUCUCCCUCGCCCUCGGCCGCGAGACGUACCACCCGGUCCUGAAACGCCGGCGGGCCAGGCAGCUCGGUCUCUCCGGAGAGUCGUCGGGGUCUUGGAGAGCUAGGGCCGGCGAGUUCGUCACGAUUGCGCUUGCGAGGCCGCUGCACAUGCUUUUCACGGAGCCCGUCGUGGGCUUUGUGUGUCUGUACGUGGCGUGCGAGUUCGCCACGCUCUUCAGCUUCUUCGCCGCCGUUCCGUACGUUUUCGCCACUGUGUACUCGUUUGCGCUCGAGCAGUCCGGGCUUGUCUUCCUCGCCAUGGUUUUCGGCUGCAUCCUAGGCUCCCUGACCGUCGUCCUCUGCGAGAUCCUGCUCUACCGUCGGCAGUUGCUCAAGUACGCGCCAGGCGGAGUACCACCGGAGCAUCGACUGUAUCCCGCCAUGGUCGGGAGCGCCUGCCUUCCUUUGGGGCUCUUUUGGUUUGCCUGGACUGCCCGUCCAGAGAUAUCGUGGGUGAGCCCCGUCGUUGCCAUCGUUCCAUUCGCUAUGGGGAACUUUUGCAUUUUUGUCAGUCUAACUCAGUAUUUAACCGACACGUAUACUGGCUCCAACAUUGCGAGCGCUAUGAGUGCCAACAGUCUGGCGAGCAAGGACACCCAGACAGCACAGGAUUAG